GCGAGCAUUGACCGGCGCUGGCUAUCAUUUGCACUGCACGGUUUUGCAAUAAUCUGAGCUCGUGGGAUGCGUUCUAUUUUUACAAGAAUCUCAUUCUGGGUUCAAUGAAGUUAAUAUUGGAAUUUCGUAAUGAGGUGGCUUCUGCCGUGGAUUCUAAUAGUAGCCAGCACUCAUCAGGUUUUCCCCCUACAUUCCACGGCCAUGCCUCCCUUGACAACGACCAUAGAGCUGUAUAACCGUACUGCAUUCUGCAAAUGGCCCUGCAAGUGUGCCAAGAGCGCCCCCCUGUGUCCACCAGGGGUCAGUGUGCUGAUGGACGGCUGUGACUGCUGUAAGGCCUGUUCCAAGCAGGUGGGGGAGACCUGCAACGAGGCCGAUGUCUGUGACUACCAUAAGGGCCUGUACUGCGACUACAGCGCGGACAAGCCGAGGUACGAAAAAGGAGUGUGUGCCUACAUGGUGGGCACAGGCUGUGAGUACGACGGAGUGAUCUACCGGAACGGCCAGAGCUUCCAACCCAGCUGUAAGUACCGCUGUCUGUGUGUAAACGGGGCCAUCGGCUGUGUACCGCUAUGCACGGACUCCCAGCCACCCCGGGUGUGGUGCCAGACGCCCAAGCGGGUCAAACUGCCGGGCCGAUGCUGUGAGCAGUGGAUCUGUGACGAGCCCAGGAAGCCCCGCAAGGCAGCCCCCAGUCAUGCGGAGAUAGUGCGCGCCAGCCACAAUGAGGUCUGGCAUAAGAACUGCAUUACCCAGACCACCUCCUGGUCCCCGUGUUCCAAGACCUGUGGACGUGGCCUGUCCCUGAGGAUCUCCAACGCCAACGACCAGUGUGAGUUGAUCAAGGAGUCCCGCCUCUGCAACAUCCGGCCCUGUGACGUCGACAUCACCAAGCACAUCAAGCCAGGGAAGAAGUGUCUGAACAUUUACAGGGAGGAGCAUAGCCAGAAUUUCACAAUCUCAGGCUGCACCAGCAAGAAGCCCUACCGGCCAAAAUACUGUGGCGUCUGCAUGGCCACAGACGAUCGCUGCUGCAUCCCUUACAAGUCCAAGACUAUCGAGGUGGACUUUAAGUGUCCCAACGGAGCCACGCUGACAUGGCAGGUGAUGUGGAUCAACGCCUGCUUCUGUAACCUCAGCUGCAGGAACCCCAACGACAUCUUCUCUGACCUGGAGCACUACUACGACCACAAUGAGGUCAUCAACUGACAACUGAGCAGCCUUGUCCGAGCCUGAACGUACGGCCCCGUAGGGCAGGAGACCAUCUCCUGUUUAUGUAGCAUGAGGCAGUACAACCCCUGGACAAGACGCUAGUGUGUCGCAGGGCCUUACCCAAAUCCAUCUCCUUAAUGCUGAAGGCCAAGCAGAAAGGUGUCGGUCCCAUUUUUUUGAGUCUUCGGUAUGAUUCGACUGGGGAGAACUGAGCAGAGGACAGGUUCAUUUAAGUUACUAUUGUCUCCAGCUUUACAUUCCUUGGAAUAAAGGGAUUGAUGAUAUGUUGGUUAGUUGAAUUAGAUGUUCAAGUAACGGGCUGGAACAAAGCCUGCGACACCUUGGGUCCCCAGGACUAGGAUUGAAGAAAAUUCAAUUUGAACCCUGCCCAAACUCUUGAUUAUGAUCAAGCCCCUUAUGUGUAGAAUAUAUAUAUAUUUUUAUGCACAGGGUUUUGCAAUUAUUUAUUCUCCAUUCAAUGAAAGGAAAAAGGUGUUGUUUUCCGAUUUUCUUUCAAAAUGAGCGUGAAAGCAUGUUUUUCAUAUUGGGGAAAAAACAUCCAAAUAUACACUGAGUGUACAAAACAUUAAGAACACAUUCCUAAUAUUGAGUUGCACCCCC
Coregonus clupeaformis (lake whitefish) is the source of this 1833-nucleotide messenger RNA. RefSeq names its product CCN family member 4. Gene Ontology annotation, molecular function: heparin binding; integrin binding. The transcript is spliced from 5 exons. Gene Ontology annotation, biological process: signal transduction; cell adhesion. Bases 130 to 1209 code for a protein of 359 amino acids. Gene Ontology annotation, cellular component: extracellular region; extracellular matrix. NCBI's taxonomy places the organism in Eukaryota, Metazoa, Chordata, Actinopteri, Salmoniformes, Salmonidae. The record is from RefSeq and is a predicted model, not a curated record.